UAUCGAAUUCGCGUUAUCGAAUUCUGUUUUUUCUUUCUUUUUCUUUCUCUUUUGACAAUGUGAAAUUGUGUUUCUACGAAACAGAAUUCCAAGGAUUCGUUUGAUAUUCGUUUUCCACCUAAAUUUUACGAGUCUACCAAGUUUCAGCAAGUUGACGCACGUAUGUACAACGUUGCGUUUCUUUGUUAAUCCUGUUACGAUCUGCCGCGUUAAAAAAUCUCUCCGUCCGAAAAGAAAAAUCUGCCCGACUAGACGAAACUCGAAGCGAAUUAUACGAAAUUUGGAUGAUGAACGUUUAUCAAAUAUCGAUAUCGAAGUGGAAUUGCUAAGCGAAGAACAAACGUGACCAACGUUAACAACAGACGAAUAACGUUUUACGAGAGAUCGAACGAGUAGAAAUAUUUUAUCGAGGAGGCCGUUAUCGACGAAGCUAAAGCUUUGCGACACCAAGCGCGGUAUAUUCGAAGAUUUAGCCGCGCAAGCCGCUACGUCAACAAAAGAACACACGGAUUUGGAUUACAUUCCUGUUGGCUGAUCCACGCUCCCUCGCGAAUCCACUGACAUCUUUCGCAUGCGAAUCAGGAAUAGGAGAAUACGUGACGAGUGAUUUUAUUGAAGAAACAGAAGAUCUUUAUGUAUCUUUAUGUGCGCAGCUGCUUAAUUCGAUCAUGCCGCCGAAUAGACGUAUAUACGUAUUACGCGAGUUUUAGAAAACAUUGAAAAAUCGUAUUAGCGGCGAAACGAGACGCGUUACGAUCUAUCGCGUUCGUACGACUCGUAAAAUUUGACUGAUAACGAUAACGACAGCUGUCCCGAUACUUAGGAAGAAAAAUGGACCGAUAGAAUAGCACGUAAUGAAAUUACGCGCUAGUAAUCGAACGAUCAGUUUCUUCGUUUCUCUCUCGCUUCGUCUCCUGUUUUUGGUCCGCGUUACAAAAGUACGUGCCCUAAAUAAAAUUUCAGAGAUGAAAGCCAAGAGAGGAACUGUUUUAUUUGCUUCCAUGUUAUUCACUGGAGAUUCUCCACCCAGGAGAAGGCAACCACGGGCGUUUAGUAUAUUGUGAGAUCUCGCGGACGACGCGUCGCGAUGAAUAAUGGAAGAAACAAAGUUAAAUGAUCCGUUCGGUCGAGUUUCUUAUACCGUUUCCACUCCUACCGUAGAAACCUACGAAACACCUUUUGAAUUCCGUGAUAAAAUUCUACUUGUCGCAGUUUUACGCGUCAUCUAUUUUUACCAGUGAUGAUAAUUGGCUAUCUAGGAAUCGUGACGUUGAAAAGCUAGCGUCAUACGUUUUUAUAUCGCGAAAGAAAACGGGCUUACGAGUGGACCAUGCUUUCAAGAGUUUAAACGUGUCAAACUUGCCAACUUUGCUUUUUUUAACUCGUACGUUUGAUUACCGUACUAUGUACGUGUAUAUCGUAGGUACGCGAUGAACGUUCCAUUCAUAGAUUCGUUUAUCGGAAGAAGAUGACGUAAAUAAUAUCAAAUUAUAUCGCGUUGCCGCUAAAUUCGUCGUUUGUCCGGGAAAUUUGUCUCGAAAGAUUCGGAUAGCGAGAAAAAUAGAUGAUUCGAAGCAUCGAUUCGUCGCGAACUGGUGGCCUGCUACAGAGUCGAAGAAUACGACGCGUUUAACGUUUCGAACUUCAAACAGAUCGCUCUUCGGCUUUCGUCUUCCGCGUGAUUCGACAUCGUCCCUUCGACAACCGGACCAAUCAAGCGACGAGCUCAUCAGCCAACGACGAAACUCGCUUUUCCUCCUUCUCCCUCUUCUGUUUCCUUUUUCUUCUCGACCCUUUCUUUAAAGCAGCUGUUUCCUUCGCCUCUCCGGUUCUUCGUCCACCAAAAGUUCCUCCGUUAGAUCUCGUUUCCCCGGCAACAGUCUUUUAUGCUUUCGUUCGUAUUAAGCCCGGACCGAUGUUUAAACCAUGAGUUGGUCCGCCGUCCGCCGUCCGCCGUCCGCCGUCCAUCGUCCGUCGUCCGUCGCGUCAUUCCAUCGGCAACGCCGGCAAAUAGCAUCGUCGGUGAUUUUGUCUUCGGACUGACCACGUUUCUCAUUUCUCAACGUCCGAGGCAUUCCUUCGCACGCCAUGGAACAUCACUCGCAUAACGUGUGCGUCCGUUCCGUUCCCCGCCUUAUCAUUUUUUACAAUUUACACCACUGUGUCUCUCAGUCUCGUGAUCUAAGUCUGCCUUCUUCCCUUCUCGUUUCUCUUCUUUCGUUUCGUUGCCGUGGUCGAUCGUACGAAGGGGCGAGAAGUUGCGUAGAAAGAACGGAACAUCGACCGUCAUAGCAAGGUGGACAAAGGACGUGGAAAGGGCAGAGUCGCAGAAGCAAGAAUUCGAUCGAUCGAGUCUGCUCGUGCAAAUUGAUAAAGAGCGGUGGACGCGAACAGGGACGCUUCAUUUUUUCUUUCCAACUUUUAAAGCGCGACAGGGGUCUCGCUGGUACGAUGCUCGACGAGACAAAAGUAACGCAAUAGCAAGAACAAUGGAAAACUCUGUACGAUUACCAAUCGACUAUAUCACGUACGUAUUGUCAGCCUGUGACAACCUGGCCGACUUCACCGAUCAGUCUCGUGGCGUCAACCACACCCCUGACGCUCGGCCAUUGCACAACAUAAGCGAAUUCGUCCAACUAAUUUCCACCGGCGUGCUGAACAACGUGACUUGCCUGAAUCACGCUCCACAGCUGACCAGAGUGGUCGUGGUGAAAGUGAUCGUGCUCUCGGUGAUCGCGAUCCUCAGCUUCGUGGCGAACGUCGCGACUAUCUACUCUAUCGCGAUAAAUCGACGAAAGCAACACGCUUGGUCGGCAAUUUACACGUUGAUCCUGCAUUUAACAGUGGCCGAUCUGUUGGUCACGGUGUUCUGCAUGGUAGGGGACGCGGUGUGGAGCUACACCGUGGCUUGGAUCUUCGGCAACGUCGCCUGCAAGUUGUUCAAAUUCGCACAAGUGUUCAGCUUGUAUCUGAGCACCUUUAUACUGGUGCUGAUCGGAGUGGACAGGUUCUUUGCUAUACGAUACCCGAUGAAAGGCAUGAAUACCGCUGACAGGUGUCUCAAGUUUGUCGUUCUGGCGUGGAUACUGUCCUUUAUAUUCGCAUCGCCUCAGAUUUUCAUAUUCCAUGUAGUUCAAGGACCGUUCAUCGAAGAUUUCAAACAAUGCGUGACCUACGGAUUUUACACGGAACCUUGGCAGGAACAACUUUACGGAUCCUUCGUUUUGUUUUUCAUGUUCCUUCUUCCUCUCGCUAUACUCGUUGCUACCUACGUUUCCACCGUAAUCACAAUCUCUCGAAGCGAAAGGAUAUUUAAAUUGAAGCUAACUAAUAACAUUAUACGUCACGUAAAUGGGAAUACAAACCGAAGAAAAUUAAUGCAUCGAGCAAAGGCCAAAUCAUUGAGAAUCAGCAUCGUUAUCAUAACUGCUUUCAUCAUCUGGUGGACACCGUAUUAUACAAUGAUGAUCAUUUUUAUGUUCCUCGAUCCUGACAAACACCUCAGUAAGGAAUUACAAAACGUAAUCUUCUUUUUCGGCAUGACCAACAGUUUGGUAAAUCCUUUGAUAUAUGGCGCGUUUCAUCUGUGGCCGCGAAGGAAACGUUCCAUUCACAGAGAAUUGUCUACCGUGCAACGCAGACUUACGCCAACCAGCUGUGAAGGUAACGGCAAACAAGAAUCACGAGAAACACGAACACCAUUUAUACCGAAAAAUAAUUGAAAUACUAAUAUCUAAUCAGAGUUAACGAAACGAUUAAUUACGACAAAUUCGGUCGUAUUCUUCUGUUAGAGAGUUCAACAUUUUUAUAUUCUUUGCGUCCAUACGUCAAUGAUCAACGGUAAUCACUAAAAUUCAUACUUAAAGUUUAUCGUCAGAUCUAGUCCUUAGUCUUAAGUACAUAUUAAUUAAGAUCACGCUACAUCUAUCGCCAUUGUAUACGAGUAUCUAAAUGUGAAUUAAGUGUUUGAAAAUAACAAUAAUAAAAUAACAGUAUAAGAACAAUGUAGAAGCAGUAAUAUAAUAUAAUUGAUGUACACAAACAAUAUUUACAUAUACGAUAGUAUUGUAAGUAAAAACUGUCCACGUUAUAAA
Bombus huntii is the source of this 4094-nucleotide messenger RNA. RefSeq names its product gonadotropin-releasing hormone receptor (gene Crzr). Gene Ontology annotation, biological process: G protein-coupled receptor signaling pathway. Lineage: Eukaryota; Metazoa; Arthropoda; Insecta; Hymenoptera; Apidae. The coding region runs from base 2490 to 3722 and encodes 410 amino acids. Gene Ontology annotation, molecular function: G protein-coupled receptor activity; peptide binding. Gene Ontology annotation, cellular component: membrane. The record is from RefSeq and is a predicted model, not a curated record. The transcript has 6 exons.